AAAGAGCACAACAAGCAAUGAAUAAACUCUCAGCCAAGAUAUCUCCUACCUCCGGACCCCUACCCAUCACACUUCACCUGCCUACACCAGCAAGUGAGAAGGAUCCUCAGGAACAGAAUUUAAUUCAGGAUGAAUCUGAUGCAGAAAGACCAUCUAAACAUUGCUGCACUCGCUGGCCUUUCCGAGCUGUGCGGAGGGUCACAUGUGGGCUCAUUUUAGGGGCUUGUGUGGCUGUUUCCUGGGCCUGGGGUACUCAUAGUGCUAAAGAAACUCUGAUAAGACAUCCCACCCCAUUCUUUAUCAUCUGGUUCUGCAGCAUCUGGAACAUUCUCUUUUUUCCCUUCUACUAUCUGUGUCAUCUUCUCACAGAGAAACAGAAGCAGUUGCCAACCACCGAGUUCAGAAAAUGUAGUCAGUUCCUGGGUGAAGAACUGACCGUAAGGAUUGUUCUGAAAGGAGCAGCUCCAUUCUCAGUGCUAUGGAGUUUAUCUGGUUAUCUGUACUUAUUGGCGCUUUGCCGCAUCUCCAAAGUGGACGUAAGUGCCGUCGUCUGCUGCAGCCAAGCUUUUACAUUCCUCCUUUCAUGGAUUGGACUCAAGGACCGCUUCAUGGGUGUCAGGGUAGUAGCUGCCAUCCUGUCCAUCACUGGCAUUGUUAUGUUGGCCUAUGGGGAUGGUUUUCAUAGUGACUCAAUCACAGGAGUGGCACUGGGAGUUGGCUCAGCUUCAACUUCUGCUUUAUUCAAGGUGCUUUUCAGAAAGCGUGUAGGGAAUGUCCAUCCAGGCCCUGCCAGUGUGUUACUAUCCUGUGCGGGUCUGUGUAGCUUUGUCCUCCACUCCUGGGUGUGUGUAUUGCUUUAUUUCACACAUGUGGAAUACUGGCCUCCCUCUCAGCAAAUCCCCUGGGAUAAACUCUGUGUCAUGGCUUCUCUACUGCUUGUUUUCAAUGUGCUGGUAAAUGUAGGAGGAAUGUUUACAUACCCUAGUUUAAUUUCUCUGGGAAUUCUCUUGACCAUCCCAGCUAGCGCAGCUGUAGAUACAUUUGUGACCGUAACUCUGCACAUUAGCGAUGUGCGAGCAGCGGCAGCCAGCAUCAUCUCAGCAGGCUAUCUCAUGCUGCAGCUUCCAGAAAACUGGGAUGAGAGCACUUUGCGCUGGCUCAGCACACUGUGGCGUGGAAACUGGCGAGAGGACAGUGUCGUCGGAGAGGAGUCUGUAGUGGAACCUGCUGGCAUUGCACGAGCAAAACCCAAACCAGCCGUAGUGGCGCUCAGCUGAGACUAUUAUCAGAACAAUUGAAUUUGAUUUGAGUGUUGGUGUGAUAACAUCAUAAAAUAUUUUGUGUCUGAUGUGUAAAUGCAAUUCUUCAAAUUGUAGUUCUGUUUUCAUGUGGAUUGGUAUUCAAAAUGUCUUUAGCUACUGAAACACCAGAUUCAGUGAUGGUGAUAUUAAGUAAGAUUAUAAUAAAAAUAAAAUGUUAACACUUUACAAUAAGUUAGGCUAACAUUAGGCUAACAUUACACUCUAUAUAGAACCAUAUAGAAUGCAUUAGCUAACGAUGAGCAAUACAUUUGUUACAGUAUUUAUUAAUCUUUGUUAACAUUAAUUCAUAAAAAUACACCUGUUCAUUGUUAGUUCAU
Megalobrama amblycephala (Wuchang bream) is the source of this 1639-nucleotide messenger RNA. RefSeq names its product solute carrier family 35 member F4. The record is from RefSeq and is a predicted model, not a curated record. NCBI's taxonomy places the organism in Eukaryota, Metazoa, Chordata, Actinopteri, Cypriniformes, Xenocyprididae. The coding region runs from base 18 to 1277 and encodes 419 amino acids. The transcript has 7 exons.